Messenger RNA from Aspergillus neoniger CBS 115656, 2430 nucleotides. RefSeq lists its product as uncharacterized. The coding region runs from base 1 to 2430 and encodes 809 amino acids. The transcript is spliced from 5 exons. Gene Ontology annotation, molecular function: NADP binding; NAD binding; oxidoreductase activity, acting on the CH-OH group of donors, NAD or NADP as acceptor. NCBI's taxonomy places the organism in Eukaryota, Fungi, Ascomycota, Eurotiomycetes, Eurotiales, Aspergillaceae. The record is from RefSeq and is a predicted model, not a curated record.
AUGUCCUACGGAUAUAGAUACGGCUCGACAGACACCACCACCGCAAUCAAUAUCAGAAGCAGCACGCCCUGCAUUCUGUUCCUGACAAACAGCGAGCGCGAGCAUUCCAGCGUUAUCCUCGCCGUAGCUCAUGAAUUUCUCAUUGGCAAUACGCCUUACAAGAUCCAUAUUGGAUCAUUUGGACCGCUCAAGAGACAUGUUUCAGACUUGAAUUACUAUGCUGCGGCUUCGGAGUCUCCCUUUGCUACUGAGGCAGCUUUUAAGGAGAUCCCUGGAAUGUCUAUGAAACAUGUUCGCAUGAGAGAUGGACAGUUUGAUGACAUCCCGCAGAUUGGUUUCUUUGCUGCGUUGAGGAACUAUCGCACGGAUUUGGCACUAGGUUUGAUGCCAUGGACCGGUAGGGAUUAUAUUGAGAUCUUCAAUGGCGUUGUGGAUCUUGUGAAAUCCCUUGGCCCUGUUUUGAUCGUCGUCGAUCCGCUUUUUGCUCCCGCUGUCGACGUCUGUCGGUACUUGCGUUGGAGACAUGUUCUGAUUUGUUCUGGCUUCAAAAUGCCCAUGUCUAUCUGGGAUAAGCUUCGCAACCUCUUCCUGGGUUUUCGGUUCAAGCACGAACUUGACAAAUGCGAAAGUCUCAAGGAGCUCAAUGAGGCCCGUGAGGCUCGCGGAAUUGAGGGCCCUCUUCCUUUCAUGUCCCACGAGGCAAAGAAGAGUAGCCGUGUUAUCAUUCCUUCCUGGCCUGAGACUGACUUCCCACUCAUUGUGCCUGAGCACAUGACCCUCUGUGGCCCUAUUCUUCGCCGCUAUCGCCCUAUGGUGAAGGAAGAUCCUGAGUUGGAGCAUUGGCUUUCGAAGCGUCCUACUGUGCUGGUCCUGAUGGACGCCCGCUUCACCUACGAGGGUAAACAGCAAAUUGAAAUUGCCAAGGCCCUGAAUAUACUUCUCGAGCAAGAGCUCAACAUCCAAGUCCUCUGGAAGCUCAAGCACGUCGAUGAUCCUGCCGUGACCAGAGAGAUCGUCAAGCUUUUGGGGGUGUACAUACACGGGAAGCGUAUGCGCAUUAUGAAGCAUUUUGUGUUCGAAACCAUGUCACUUCUUAUGAGUGGACAUGUCAGUUGUGUGGUGAAUUAUGGCGGAGCCAAUGCGUUCCAUGAGGCUGUCAGGGCUGAGGUUCCGCAGAUCGUGCUUCCGGUCUGGUUCGAUGCGUACGACUUUGCUGCACGGGUUGAGUACCUGGGAAUUGGCAUCUGGGGUAGCCGCAGGUCGGCACCAGGCGUGAGUGGGGAGGAGCUGGGCAGUGCACUGCUGCGUGUGAUGGCCGACACUGACGAAUCCUAUGCAAUGCGCAUGCGCGCCAUGCAGGUAUCCGGACAGCUGCCGUUCAAAGAUGGACGCGUCGUCGCAUACGAGAAACUACUCGAGGUCUUCACUAUCCAACCUAACAACAAUUCUCACAAUCCAUCCAUCCCUUCCAAUUCCUCUCUUCUCACCACAAAACCCACCACCACUACAAUGGCCAACGAACGCAUCACCUGGAUCGGCCUGGGCAACAUCGGCCGCGCCAUGGCCGCCAACAUCGCCCAAAAAGGUCCCCAAACAGCCCCCAUAACCCUCUACAACCGCACAACCAGCAAAGCGACGACCUUCGCAUCCACCCUUCCCGCCAACAAAGCCACCGUCAGCACGACCCUCUCCUCCGCCAUCUCCGACUCAACCAUAAUCUUCAUCUGCGUCGGCGACGACGCCGCCCUGGAAGCCAUCAUCUCAGGCCUGCCCACAGACUCCCUCUCCUCCAAGAUCAUCGUCGACUGCUCCACCGUGCACCCAGACACCUCGCGCAAGAUCCACAGCCAACUCGCCUCGCACGGCGCCUCCUUCAUCGCCUGUCCCGUAUUCGGCGCUCCCGCGGCCGCCAUCUCGGGCCAGCUCGUCGUCGUGCCCGCCGGUGACGCCGCCGCCAUCGAGCGCAUCAAGCCCUUCCUGGAUGGGGUUACGUCCAAAGCGACGAUUUCCAUGGCGGGUGAGGAUGUGGGCCGUGCCACGACGCUGAAGAUCCUCGGAAACACCUUUAUCUUGAAUACUGUGGAGACGGUGGCGGAGGGGCUGGUUACGGCGGAGAAGACUGGGUUGGGGGCGGACGUGUAUCAGCAGUUCUUGCAUACCUUUUUCCCCGGCCCGUUCGCGUUGUAUGCGGAUCGGAUGGUUACCGGGGAUUAUUGUCGGAGGGAGGAGCCGUUGUUUGCGGUGGAUUUGGCCAGGAAGGAUUUGAGACAUGCUAGUAAUUUGGCGGGGGAGGCGGGGGUUAGGUUGAGGAGUGUGGAGGUUACGGAUCAUCAUUUGGUUACUGUUAAGGAGGAGAAGGGGGUGAAGGGGGAUGUGGCGGCGGUUUAUGGGUCUGUUAGGAAGGAGGCGGGGCUGCCGUUUGAUAAUUAG